Messenger RNA from Clunio marinus, 1251 nucleotides. Lineage: Eukaryota; Metazoa; Arthropoda; Insecta; Diptera; Chironomidae. The record is from the annotation of a GenBank genome assembly.
AUGUUGGGAAGCUUCUUGAAGCAUCAAUUUCUGCCACUUGCGAAAUAUUCUUUCUACUCCGGAAAUAUCACAUAUAAAGUUGUUGAAAAUAUUUCAAAUUUGUUCGAAAGGUGUAAGGAAUUGUUAGACACGAAUGGAAAUGAUUGGCGAAAUCCUAUCACAGAUUUCUCGCAAUUUUCAUCAUACAUUGAACCAAUUUCAUUAACAACACAAUUAAAUGAUGCUGAAGCAAUGAAGUCAUGCGCAUGUUUAGCAACUAAUCAAAACGAUGAUAAUGAUGAUGAAGAGAUGAUUGUCCCAUUGCCAAAGAUGGAAAUUGAUGAAGAUGACGCAUUGUCAACGAUUUGGUUGCCACUCAAACGCAAACACAUUUUCAACAUAAACUCAAAAGCGUCAACUUUUAUACUUUUCCGAUUUUUCGUCACUGUCUCUCAAUGCUACAAAUAUCAAAACAUUGAUCAAUCGAUUUUCAAUCAGCGAUUAAAAGUUUGGUUGUUGGAAAAUAUUUCACCAUAUCUGAACGAUGACAAAUUGUAUCCUGCAUUCGGUGGAGUUUUGAGAAUUUUUAAAACAAUAAAAGGACCCAACGAUGUGAACAUUCAAAUCAAUAAACAUAGAAAAGUUAAACAAAAAAGACUUCGCUUAAAUUUAUUGCAAAAUAAUGAGUUGCAUUCAGAGAAUAACGAAGAAAAUCUGAACUCAGACGAUAAUUACAACAAUGACUUGUGGAUUGCAAUUGCUUUAGCAGCUUUCACUACUGGAGUUAUUAUUAUUAUCAUUUAUAUGUUGAUAAAUUGCUGUUGUAGCAACAAGAAAGUGAAAUAUUCUAAACCAACACGAAAACUAAGUUGCAUGCAAAAGCUUAUCAACUUUUUCAAGCACAACACGCAUCAACCAGACCCAGAUGAAUUUCAUACUUUCAGCAAAAAAUCUUCUAAGCAACGAGUGAAUUUUGAGAAUGAGAAACAACUUAAAUCUAGAUUGAAAGGAAAGAAGAAAAGCAUGGACAGAAUGAAACUUCCUUUGCUUCAUAAUCUCACUGAAUCUGAAGAAGACAUUUUAGAAGUUAAUCCGACAAACAAAUCAUGGUCAGGUUCUUCUAUCGUCUCACAAAAUGAUUCGAAAAAUCAAUCAAAAUUCAGGAUAACUGAAAGCUCAGAAGAUGAACAGGAAACGAAAUCAAAAUCUUCGAAAUUCUUAAACAAGAUUCGCUCUUUGUCGCCGAGUAGAUUCCGCAAGCAGAAGUCUUAA